Molecule: messenger RNA, 1126 nt
Organism: Varanus komodoensis (Komodo dragon)
Lineage: Eukaryota; Metazoa; Chordata; Lepidosauria; Squamata; Varanidae
Gene: THTPA
Product: thiamine triphosphatase
Exons: 3
Coding region: 177-989 (270 amino acids)
Biological process (GO): dephosphorylation; thiamine diphosphate metabolic process; thiamine metabolic process
Molecular function (GO): magnesium ion binding; thiamine triphosphate phosphatase activity
Source: RefSeq, a predicted model, not a curated record
GCCUAAAAGGCAAGCCAAGCAACGGCCUGUUUCCCGGGAUUUGCAAGAGUGUUAUUGUUAAUUUCUGAUUAUCAUCAUCAUCAUUAUUGCACGUUUCCCCUUCUCUCCUUCGCCGUCCUCGCUUCAAAGGGCUCGGGGAGCUGCGGCUGUCGCGGCCGCGCCGGCUUCGGCAGGAGAUGGACGCUGCCGCGGCGGGGAAAGGUGCCGCAGAACCAGCCUCGGGGUUAAUUGAAGUGGAACAGAAGUUCCUUUCCGGACCUGACACUGCAGAGAAGUUGGUGGCUCUGGGAGCAACGCUGGACGGCAUCCUCACCUUCCGGGACCGGUACUAUGACCGUGCGGACUAUCGCCUCACUCUAGCAGACCACUGGCUCCGGGAGCGCGAGGGGGCCGGCUGGGAGCUGAAAUGCCCUCCACCGUCCACCGCCAGUGUUUCGGGGCCCACGAGUGGCUCCGCCACGGAGAGCCUGGGGCCACGGCGUCUCCCACAGACAGCAAGCAGCCCUCCGGCGCAGCAGCCCCUGCAGGCCCUCGAAGUUGCCGGCCGGCCGCACACAGCCACGCAUUACCUAGAAGUAACGAGCCCCCGAGAGACUGUGGCCCGCAUCUGUGCCCUCUUGGGUGUGGACCCGGCCCUGGCUUGGCACGACGACGUGGCCGCAGCCGUGGAGGAGCUCGGCCUGCAGGAGUUUGCUAGCUUCGUCACCCAGCGGAGCAAAUAUCGCUUGGGUGACUUGAACGUGGUCCUAGACGAGAUGGACUUCGGGUACGCCGUGGGAGAGGUGGAAGCUAUGGUCAGGCAGGAAGAGGUCCCGGCUGCGCUGGAGCAGAUCCGAAAGCUGGGAGUCCACCUGGGGUUUGAUGAGACGACCAGGUUUCCUGGCAAGAUGUCUGCUUAUCUGUAUAAAUUCAAGCCUGCACAGUACAAUGCCUUGUUGCAACGGGGAAGAGUGGCCGAUGGCACGAACAGGGAAGGGGCCAGAACCUGAUUGGGCCUGGGAAGAACCCUUGGGUUGGUGGGGUGAUGCACCCCCGUAAGCUAUUUAAACUGGGACCAGUAUCAUCCUCAAACAAGAGGAAAAGUAUUGUGACUUAAAUAGUAAAGAAAAAGAGAGGGGGAAGCCCA